UAUAUGUAGUUCACUACGUAAAAACCAAAUGCUACUGGCAAAGUGUCAAUUUGCAUUUGCAAUGACACCCGGCCAGAUCCCGCAAUGCGUAUGUAUAACACGACAUAAAGAUAACUCUUAUCACAUUUCAUUCACACGUCCAUAAUUAAAACAACCAACAUAAAGGUAAACUGAUAACACAGAUUGUGACAAGGGCAGAGUCAGAUACACCCCACCGCGCCGCGCUCAGUGCGUUUCGAGCCUCCGUGCCGAGCGGAUGUUCGCGUUGAUUUUGCGUCUGCUUGACACACGUACAUGUCAUAUACCCAAUAUGGCAACAGGAUAGUGAACCGUGUGUGGAAUAGUGAUUGUGAAUCGGGUUUGACGGUGGUUUUUGAUGUUUGGUCGGUCAAUAGGCAAUAGUUGACUGACUAGAAAGCAUGGCUUGUGACGGUUUUUAAUGGGAUUGCGGUUACAAAAUAAUUGUGAUAAUCGUAGACUGUAAAUAAAAACACUAUCGACUCUAAGAGAUGUGGUCGUAAUUUGGACAAAGUUUUUAAAAAGAACGCGCGCUCCCAAUUGCAGCGCUAUAUUUGAAAAUAUCGGUCGAUUAUCGAAUAAAAAUGCUGGCCGUAAAGAAUUUCUUCAUGCCCGAGAAGCGGGUGGACUCGCCUCGUUUCUCGAGGAUGCCCGAAGCAUUGAUGAGGUCCAUUAGGAGGAGGUCGUUAAGGGUGAAGAGGACCAAGUCGCUGGUGCUUGUCAGCGAGAAACGGAAGUCUGAUUCAUUCGUCAACAGCCAAGAAUGGACAGCCGCGCGAGGGGUCACAGAAUUACGAGUUGGCGUCUUAGGAUCACCGGACAGCGGGAAAUCUGCGCUAGUCCAUCGGUAUCUAACAGGGGCAUACAUGCAAGAAGAAAGUCCAGAAGGUGGCCGCUUCAAGAAGGAAGUGAUCAUCGAUGGGCACAGCUAUCUGCUACUCAUACGAGACGAGGGAGGCUCGCCGGAGAUGCAGUUUACUGCCUGGGUCGACGCCGUGAUCUUCGUAUUUAGUCUCGAGAACGAGGUCAGCUACAACACAGUCUCCAACUACUUCAACAAAAUGUCUCACUAUCGAAACUCCGCCGAGAUACCGAUCAUUUUGGUUGGGACACAAGAUGCCAUAAGUGAAAGUAGUCCACGCGUCGUGGAUGACAACCGCGCUCGCAAGCUGUCAAAUGAACUGAGAAGAUGCUCAUACUACGAGACCUGCGCUACGUACGGAUUGAAUGUCGAGCGCGUGUUCCAAGAUGCGUGUCAGAAGAUCGUUGGUUCGAGGCUGUCGGCAUCCCAGCAAUGCCUGACGGGAUCGCGACCUGUGACGCCUCAGCCCUUGGCAAACUCUCCCAGUCACAACCAUUCCACAUUCCUCUAUAAGGACUCACUCCCACGAGGCCACCACACCCUCUCUGCCUCAUCGCACCACCUCCACCGAGGCGCCUCAUCGUUCGACGCCUCCUCAAACAGCAGCGGCAUCUCAUCCACUCAUGUGGUGGAGAUCCACAGUACGAAUGGGUCGGAUACGUCUUCGCGGUGGGGGAAUUCUCUUGGAAGCCAUGGGUCAAGUUCUGGCCUUGUGUCUAUAGCGACAGAAAAUAAUAAUGUGAAGUUUACACAGCCGCAUUGCUUAGACAACCUCCAAGUAAAAGACAAAGACCUACCAACACCAUCGUCCACACCUACCACAUCCAGAAAAUCACGAAGAAGAUCGAACCUAUUCACUCCAUCAAAGAAAGGAGACGACAGACUAAAGAACGGAGAGCUAGGGUCGGGUCGGGCGAUACCCUUAAAACAGGGGUACUUGUAUAAGAAGAGUAGUAAGGCCCUCAACAAGGAGUGGAAGAAGAAAUAUGUGACCCUGUGCGAUGAUGGGAGGUUGACGUAUCAUCCUAGUUUACAUGACUACAUGGAGGAUGUGAACGGCAAAGAGAUCUCCCUACAAUACGUGACGGUGAAGGUGCCCGGCCAGAAGCCCAGAGGCUCCAAGUCCAUCAUCACAACCGUGCCAGGGUACAAUGGGUACAGCAGUCUGGAUCUACAUGACAGCAUCGGGGGGCUUAGUCUUGGAUACAAAGACAAGCCAGUCCGCGUGACAGACAAAGCGUUGAUGUCAGCGUUCGACACGCUGAAAGAGCCCGCGUCGUCGCGACAAUCUCUCGCGUCUGAAGCCGAAGCUAACGGCGACAAAGAUACGCCGCAUGUCAAGAAGCGACAUAGACGGAUGAAGAGCAGCGGCGUGAAAAAGGAUGGGGAUGAUGAUGGCGAGGGUGGCACGUCGUGCGAGUUCACGAUAGUGUCGCUGGACGGCAAGAGGUGGCGCUGGGAGGUGGGCGGCGCGAGCGGCGCGGCGGCGGCGGCCGAGCGCGACGCCUGGGUGUGCGCCGUCGAGGCGCAGAUACUGGCGUCCUUGCAGGGGAGGACGUCCCGAUUACCAGCGCCGACGGGCGCCAACUCCACAGGCGAUGUUCGCGCCACGUACUACAUCCGCCGCGUGCACGGGAACGAUAAAUGCGCGGAUUGUGGGGCCAAUGAUCCGGAUUGGGCGAGCUUGAACCUGGGCGUGUUAAUCUGCAUCGAGUGCUCCGGCAUACACCGCAACCUCGGCUCGCACAUAUCUCGUGUGCGCUCGCUGGACCUGGACGAGUGGCCAUUGGGCCACGUGAGCGUCAUGGUGUCUAUGGGCAACGCGUUGGCCAACAACAUUUGGGAGGCGGACUUGCGAGGGCACAUCAAACCCAUCGCGUCUUCUAGUCGGGAAGAGAAAGAAAGGUGGAUCCGCCUGAAGUACGAGCGGCGCGCGUUCCUGUCGGCCACGGAGGUGCCGACGGGCGUGGAGCCGCUCCUCGCGGCCUCGUCCCGCGGCGCCGUGGCGGCGCUGGCGCGCGUGCUGGCCGUGCCCGCGCCGCGCGCGCCCGCGCCCGCCGAGCGCGCGCUCGCGCUGCGCGCCGCCGCCGCCGCGGGACAGCUGGCCGCCGCGCAACUGUUGAUAUGGCACAACGGCAACCCGAACUACCCCGACGCAGACGGACACACGUGCGUGUUCUACGCGCGCGCCGCCGCCAACCACCUGUCCGGCGUGCCCCCGCACUACCCCAAGCAGCUGCAGCUGCUCUGCCCGCUCCACCCCAACCCUCCGCAGCCCUCCGACAGCUGCUCCAACACCAGCUCCAACUCCUCGAACAAGAGCAACUUGAAAAACCCUGAGCCAGAAUGCAACUGCAUCAUAUUUGAGUUGCUCAACGCUCAGAGCGCGGCGAACGCUCUAGUCGAACUUUUGAUCGGUUUACAGAAUAAUCAGUUCAUGAAUGGUUAUGAAGGGAACGGGUUCAGCCACGGGACCCUAGGCCGAGGCACCUCGCUCGGAGGUUUAGGGGGAAAUCUGUCGUUGACCAACGGAAAGUGUGGAAGUAUUGUUUAAUAAUUUAUGGAUUAUGUUACCGCGGGGCGAAUUGUUGGUAUGAAGUGUUUGCGAGUAAAUCGCAAUUGUAAUUUAUUUUUUGUUUAAUAAAAAUCUCAUCGUGAAAUGAAAGUUUCUUUGCAGUUGCAACGUUUUUUUUUAUAUAAUUAUCAAAAUUAUACAUGAAUUUUAUCUGUCAAUUUAAAGAUACUUAAAUUAUAUUCAUUAGAGGAAUUAUUAGAUAUAAAUUGUAUAGUCCUAAUUUAUCACAUAUCCAAUAGUUCAAAUUUUUGUUCGAUAGCAAUUUCAUACGAUUAGCGAGAAACAUUUUUAGACUAAAUUUGAAUUACACGUGAUUUUUGUAUGAAAGCACGGAUUCGUGUUUGGAAAGGGACGGAGAUAUACGAAUCUAAUGUUAGGUAUCUUUGUGGUUAUUGGUGUUGAUUCGAAUUUUGGAAUUUUGUAACAGAGUAACUGUUAUGGACUUUAUACUGUAAAUAUCUUGAUUGUCAAAAUAUUUCAUUGUUGACAGAUAUUUCCAAAUUGUGACUUCUUGAAAAGGUUUAAAGAUGGCUAUAAAGCAUAGACAAAUGAAAAGUAAGACGCAAGUUUUAUAUUCGUAAAUAUGACAACUAACGUAGAUGGCGCUGUACGGCGCUUUGCAUUAUAGAUAUGGAGGGUAGAGGUAAGGAGAACAAUCUUAUAAAUAAAUAAACAAAUAAUAAUAAAUGUUAUAGGGAUAUUUUUACAUAAAUCGACUAUGUCCCACGGUAAGUCAAGAAGUCUUGUGUUGUGGGUACUCAGACAACGAUAUAUAUAAUAUACAAAUACUUAAAACAUAGAAAAGAUCCAUGACUCAGGAAGAAAUAUCUGUGUUCAUCACACAAAUAAAUGCCCUUACCGGGAUUCGAACCCAGGACCAUCGGCUUCAUAGGCAGGGUCACUACCCACUAGGCCAGACCAGUCGUCGGUUAUGAAAGAACUGUUGCUAAAUUGUCCAGCUGGCAGCUGUCAAUAAUAGUUCGAAAUCUUUCCGGUGGCGCUAGGGUAGCACAAGUACAUGACAUGAACUUUGUCGUGAUUAACGGAGUGAAGUCAAAAAUUUGUUCGCGAUGUAUUGUGGCGCCACCUAUUUAAGGUUUUUAUGAACACUUCUUAUAUACAAAAAUUGUUCUUCUUACUUCUACCCUCCAUAAUUAUAGGGUUCUAGGUUGUCAAGCGUCUAACACUAUAGCGCCAUCGGUAUGGAAGGUGGAGGUAAGGAAUGAAAUCUCCAUGUACCAAAAAGUGUCAUCAAAACCACCUUAAAUAGGUGGCGCUACAAUACCUAGAAUACUUGAACAAAAAAAUCAAAUCAUAGACAGCGCACUUCACUCCGUCAAUAACGCCUAGGUUCUUAGCUACUGACAGCUGGACACUUUUGCAACAGUUCUACCAUAAGAGAUUUCACUCCUUUCAAUUCCACACUCCAUAGCCAUCGGCUUAACUUAUGUUUGCAAUAUUUUCAUUUUAUGUAUUUUUCCUAUUGGUAUAAAAUGACAUAGAUGUACACCAAAACUUAGUGUCACAUGAUAGGUUCCAUUAUACAAAGUUAAUUUAUCUUAAAGACCGAUUUUUUGAGUAAUAAAUAGAAAACUGACUUCAUAAACUUCUAAAAUGUGGCGCAAAGCUUAAAAUGUUGAUGUUUUCAAUUAAUAAUAACCGUGCAAUAGUAGUUUAGCUUACAGACAAAUAGCUUUACAGUCAUCAAAUACAGAGGAAAGUGUUUUGAGGUGUCCGUUUUAAGCAUAAUAAUUGAAAACUUUAAGGGGGUCACACCAAUGACCUUCGAUCUGAAUCCCUUUGUUUUCUAAUGUUUUUUGUAGCUUAUCAUAUUAACAGCAACGGCUGUAAGCAAUAUAGUAUACCAUAUUUACUUCAAAGUUCACUGUCUUCGAGAUAUUUGGCAUUAACUUUGAACAAUUUUAGGCCAAAAAACUGGUUUACUGGCCAUAGCUUUUGUGUUAAUUAGUUUAAAAUUAAAAUCUCUGACCAGUUUUUAGAGACGUCAAAGACGAACCCAAAUGUGUAGAUUUCGUUCAUGUAAAAUCCUUCACAGCAAUCGAGUAACGAAAAAAGUGUUUUUUUAGACAUUGUUUAAAAAAUAUAUAAAAAAAUAAGUGUUAAUUUCUUUCAAAAUCCGGUAGACCAGAAUGGAGAUAAAAGAUUGAAGAACCGAUAGCCGUUUGUCUUAUAAUUCUAUCUAUAGUGUAAAUGUAGGAGUAACGACUCCAAACUAGUCAAAAAUCGAUGAAAACCGCGGGCAGCCCCUUAAAGCAAAAUGUGAGACGCAAAUAUACAUUGGAAAAAGAUCUUGGACAAGUGGACACCCUUACGAGCAAACUACAGUCAAAAUGACGAUCGUUUAUUGACAAACGCCAAUCGUAAAGUAUAUCGUUGAUAGAGAACGCCAAGCGAAAAUUUCCAUGCAUUAUGGCUUUUCGUAGCAUCUGCCUUUCCGUUUUUUUCUUUUCGUUUGGUAUUUGUCGCUGUCACCCAGAUACGACCAGAAGGGCUAAUAUGAUCGGCUCUUUAUCAUUUGUCACCAUGCCUGUCACGUUCUAACAAGCAUGUAAGUGCGAAAGUGACGGGUAUAGUGGCAAGCGAUAAAAAUGGAACCAUGCUGCUACUUCUGAGUCACAUCAUAUCAUACAUGUUUAAAACUACAAUUGGCACUUUUUGGGAUUUGGCGUGUUGAGAUAUUUAUGAUUUAUGUGUUUAAUGACUGUUGCUAUUUUCCAUAUAUAUUCACACAUCACAUACAGAGCUAAAAUACUCUACGUUGUACAAAACUUCUGGUAUAGGUAUCGCCAGGAGAGGAGGUGAAUGAUUACACACACAGCUACACAGAAUACUUAUCGCAAAAACAGUAUUGAACGAAUGAAUGAAUGACUUAAGAGCCCAUCAACGUGCUCACUAGCGCCACUGGUAAAUAAUUAUGAUUAUUUAAAUUUCACGAUAUGUAUUUAAAAAAGGGGGCCGCUAUGUACUGUACUUUAUAUUUAUGUACCUUUUAAAUACAUCAUAAUAGUUUUUACGUUGUAUUCGUCAAUAUAGGAGUCCAAAGUUUAAACGGCCGUUUUUGUUUUGAAUUCAUAGACCGAUGAAUCCAGCAACAAAAACUAGUUUGAUGUAUUCAAAAGGUACUUAAAUACAGUACAUAGCGGCCCCCUUUUUUAAAUAUCUAUCGUAAAAUUUAAAUAAUAACAAUUAUUUAGCAGUGGCGCUAGUGAGCACGUUGAUGGGCUCUUAAAACGCACGAUAUUAAGCUAAAAAAAACACAUUGACGAAGCUUUUUGCUCCAUCUUGCAUUUGGUGGUUUAACUUGCUAUCGGGGCGAAAAAAGAAUACUAAUUUCAAAAUAUCAUUGAUUUUGUUGGUGUGUGUGUGACUUCAACUCUCGUGGCCACACCAUCUAUUACCAAGGUUUGAUACAACCCAUACAUUAGAAAUUUUAAUAGGUAUACGUAAAAUAAUUAGGUACAAGAUCUCAGCUCAAUGCUAUUUGUAGGGUAAUUUUAGGGUAAUUUUAGUGGUUAAUCGCUUACCCUUGGGUACUUAAUUCAGUAAUUUGAAUUAUUUAUUAAUAUUGACGUUACAUUCCAUUGUUUCACAUAGUUAAGGGUGCUAUUUUGGGUAUUUAUAUGUAUUAAGUAGUUUAAAUUGGAAAAAUACCUAGUACUCAUUUUUGCACUCUUAACAUAAAUUUAUCUUUUUAAUGUUACUGGGCAUGAUUCCAUAUUUAAAAAAACCACAAGGUCAUCUAUAACUAUUUUUACAUAGUAAAUUAAAUUCAUAAAAAAGGGUAGAAGUGGUCUGAAGUGGUCAAAUGCUGAGUAAUAUUAAAAGGUAUCCCAAGGUUAUAAUAGUCGAUGUGAUAUUCCUAAGGUUUCCCUUAAUAAGCCAAAUGUACUGAACCCUUCUGUGCCUACUCUAGGUAGUUAAACGCUUCCACGCCGCAUAGUCCGAGAGCCAGUUACGAGAUAAACUAUUUUCACGACCGGCUCCUAGACUGUGAGACGUUUUUAAAUGUAAAGUACUUCGUAUGCAUCUAUUAGGAUUAAUCAGCGAUUCGUAGAUUAUUUUGUAAUUUGUGCAUUUUUUUAAAAGCUUAUUAUCUCACAUGUGAUAAUUGUCGGUUUUAAAUAAAUAAAUAAAAAUAAAACACUAAAUUCUCAUGUUAAGUUUUUCGUCAUCAUGAUUUCAGCACAAAAAAUGCGUUGCGUAAAUACGUUGUUAUAGCCAACAUGAUUCUAUGUACAAAAUGAAAUGGUUUGUCAGCAGCUUGUUCAAAGACCUUAUGACCACUGCUGUCUAGAUUAUAUUGCCAUUUUCACAUGUAUUUUUUUAUUAAUACGUACGUAUAUUGCAUAAAUAUGGGUAGCAGCGGUCAAAAUUCUUCAGAGCAGUCGUUUUUUUUACGCUAGGAUCAUUGUUUGUUACAUAGCGAUAGCGGAUAAAUUAGAAAACGUAGAAUUGGUAGUCUGUUCUCCGUAGUUUUGCAGAACUGAAUCCGAAAUAGGAAUCGAAACGCUUUGUCAGAAAAGACAAAUGGGAGAUAGAAUAAACGAACGAUUUGAUGGACUCAUUUAAAAAAAAGAACAUGCGUAAUGACGCUCAAUUGAGUAAAGUGACAUGUUUGGAACCUAAAAAUAAAUAAAUAAUAAUAAUAAUAAUAGCUAAUUUAGCCUUGCCUAUCAACACGUCUACCCAGUAGCUCGUGAGAUGGCAAUCAAGGCGUUCAGCCAACGUCCUUAGGAGGCUGUUGCUACUGCCGCGCACGCGUGUCAGCAGAGACGCUAUUCUUUUGCGCCUGAUGGCAUAAAAGUCAUCCGUUCGCGCGUAAAAUGUCAUUCCAUUUGGCGGAGUUAUUUUCAUAGUUAAUCAGGUAGAAUUUUCCACGGUAUCUCUCGGUCUAUGAUUAAGUUGACUUAAUACUUACACAUAUUUUCAACAAACUUAGUAUUUUCAAUAAAUUUUCACAAUUUCUCCUUGUUUACAUUAAAGCGAAUAAGUUUUUUUUUUUUGUAAAUUUUAGCAAUAAAUCAUUUACCGACGUCAGUAUUUGAAAAUGUAAAAAAUGCACAUUAGAAUUUACUUGCACUUUCUGUACAAUGUAUUUUUAAAAAUAUUUUUAAAUGUUGAAAUUUUAUUGAUAAUUUUAAAUUCGUUAUUUCGCCGUUCGGUUCGCAAUUUUAUUGUAAAUUAUUUUUAUAUGAUUUCUCUGUAUAUUUUCUUUUGUAUAGCCAAAGAGCUUUUUGUAAAUAAAUAACGUAUUCAGCUGGGGUUACCCUUAGUCUUUCGUUAAAGUAAUUCUUAAGAGAUUUGUUGAUGUUCUCUAUCUUGUGAAAAUAAAGUGUAUGAACACGA
Molecule: messenger RNA, 8822 nt
Organism: Cydia pomonella (codling moth)
Lineage: Eukaryota; Metazoa; Arthropoda; Insecta; Lepidoptera; Tortricidae
Gene: CenG1A
Product: centaurin-gamma-1A
Exons: 16
Coding region: 603-3434 (943 amino acids)
Cellular component (GO): nucleus
Molecular function (GO): GTP binding; GTPase activity; GTPase activator activity
Source: RefSeq, a predicted model, not a curated record